AUGCACAACUAGAUCAGUCAGCCAGUCCCUGAGGUUUCUUGUUUGUAGCUGAGAAGAAUUUCAGCAGUGAGAGGGUUAAGCAUAAGGCCCUCCCAGCAGGAGGAGGAGAGCAAUCCUGUGUGACCAGGGUCCUGUAACAUGCAGGAAAAGGCUGCAAGUUCUGUUUAGUCAAUCACAAUGGCUCCCAAAAAUAUUGUCAUCUUUGGGGCCACAGGAAUGACCGGGAAAGUGACCCUGGCGCAAGCUGUGGAUGCAGGGUACAAUGUGACGGUCCUGGUGAGGGACCCUGCUCGCCUCCCCGCCGACAAGAAGCCUGCGCGGGUUGUUGUUGGUGAUGUGCUGAAUAAGGGCGAUGUCUCCAAGGCCGUGGAGGGUCAGGACGCUGUUAUUAUUGUCCUGGGGACCAGAAAUGACCUUGGACCAACCACAUUGAUGUCAGAGGGGACCCGAAAUAUCAUCGAGGCAAUGAAGGCGCAUGGCAUUCGAAAAGUGGUGGGCUGCAUGUCAUCAUUUCUGCUGUGGGAUAUUGCCAAGGUGCCACCUCGCCUUCUGCCAGUGACUGAGGACCACAUCCGGAUGCACCAAGUCCUGAAAGACUCCGAUCUGGACUAUGUGGCUGCGCUUCCUCCACACAUUGCAGCGGAUAAGCCUCUCACCGGUGAUUACACCGUGCAGGCGGAGCGCGGAGGGAAUGUGAUCUCCACCCACGACCUUAGUCACUUCUUCCUUCGCUGUGUGAACACAGAUGAGUACAAUGGGAAAAGCCUCACCUUGUUUCGGGACUACGCUGCCUAAUAAAACGGCUCCCUCUCCUGGUGGGGAUUAACAACAUUCUUAACAACAGUCAUUUUGAAAAAAAUGUUUAACAAAACAACAAAAGUUACAAAUAACAAAAUGUUACUGAAAUCUAUCAAAUGAAACGUAAGAAUUCUGCAGAAGUUUUUCCGCUAACAUUUCAGAUGUAAUAUCUUUAGUCUGGUGCUAUUGGCUACAUUGAAUGUGAUUUAUAAAUUCUCAAUAAAAACAUCUUUACGUGAA
This is a messenger RNA of Hyla sarda, 1038 nucleotides long. It is a transcript of the gene BLVRB, whose product is annotated as biliverdin reductase B. NCBI's taxonomy places the organism in Eukaryota, Metazoa, Chordata, Amphibia, Anura, Hylidae. Bases 178 to 795 code for a protein of 205 amino acids. The record is from RefSeq and is a predicted model, not a curated record. The transcript is spliced from 5 exons.